This is a messenger RNA of Diabrotica virgifera virgifera (western corn rootworm), 2315 nucleotides long. RefSeq names its product facilitated trehalose transporter Tret1-like. Gene Ontology annotation, cellular component: membrane. Gene Ontology annotation, molecular function: transmembrane transporter activity. The transcript is spliced from 2 exons. The coding region runs from base 61 to 1503 and encodes 480 amino acids. The record is from RefSeq and is a predicted model, not a curated record. Gene Ontology annotation, biological process: transmembrane transport. NCBI's taxonomy places the organism in Eukaryota, Metazoa, Arthropoda, Insecta, Coleoptera, Chrysomelidae.
CCAAUAAUUUAAACACUAGCUAGUAAGUGUAAUAGAUAGUUGUUUGGUGUGCAAAAGUGUAUGAAAGAUCAGAAUAUGGCCAAAGAUAUAGAUAAAACCAUAUCUGUUUUUGAACUAGAACCAUUAACGCAUGUGAAGGUGAAGGAAAUCGUUCCAAAUAAAGAAAAAUCUGCAUUACAGAUUAUAGCAAUAUUAACAGGAUCACUUGGGGGAUUUACAUGUGGAAUGCUCCUUGCCUGGCCGUCACCAUUCUUACUGAAAAUAGUAGAAGAUAAAAUUAACUACAACAUAACCGAACAGCAAGCCUCAUUUUUUACAGUUUUAGAAAUUGUAGGAGUAGUGGUUCUAACACCCUUACUUAUACCCCUCGUAAAUCGCAUUGGAACAAAAAAAGCCAUAAUUUUGUCAUCGAUACCGCAUAUAGCAGUUUGGUUAAUCAAAGCUUUUGUUACUAACUUGUAUGGAUUAUAUGGUGCAAGGUUAUUGGUAGGUUGUGGUGAUGCACUAGUAUUAUCUUGUCUGCCCGUGUACAUUGGAGAAAUAGCAACCCCGAAAAUAAGAGGUCUUUGGGGCAACGCUUUCAGUUGCUUUAUAUUUACAGGUCAGUGCGUAGUCAACAUUUUAGGUGCUUAUCUUAGUGUAAAAACAACUUCCUUAAUUUCUGUGUUUAUUCCGGUCCUGCUGCUCGCAAUAUUUCCUUUUAUGCCAAAUUCUCCUUAUUUUUGCAUAGCUAAAGGUAGAUAUGAAGAAGCAAAACAAAACCUUAGAAGACUUAGACAAAAAAACGACAUUGAGGAAGAGUUCACAGCUAUGGAGGCAGCAGUUAAACGUCAGCUGUCUGAGUCUGGUUCCUGGAAAGAUUUGUUUGCCAUAAGAACAAACAGGAAAGCUUUACUUGCAGCGACUUUCUUGAGGACUUCUGUACUUUGGGGUGGUUUUUUGACAUUUGCGUCAUACACGCAAUUUAUAUUUGUAAAAUCUGGAACUAACGUUGAUCCUAAACUAUCUGCUAUAAUUUAUACAGCAGUUAAAUGUAUUAGCCAUACAUGCUCGUCUAUAUUUUCAGACAAAUUGGGUAGAAGAAAAGCUUUUAUGCUUUCCACGUUUUUAGCGGCUAUAGUGUUAAGUCUUGAAGGUGGAUUUUUUUUGGUAAGCGAUUAUCAUAAACACGUUAAUCUAGAAUUAAUACAAUGGUUUCCAUUGUUUGGUUUUGUACUAUACAUACUGUUUUGUUCGUUUGGAAUAGGCCCUGUUCCUAUUUUAAUGUUAGGCGAACUUUUUUCAUCGAGUGUCAAGUCAAAAGGCGUUGCUAUUGUUACAUCAAGUGUUGGCGUAACUGCUAUUAUAGCUAACAAUGUAUUUUAUUAUCUUUUUACCUACACAGGAUUAUUCGGCCCUUUUUUUCUAUUUGCUUCCUUUAAUUUCCUGGCUUCGUUAUUGUCAUUUUGGAUUGUUCCUGAGACAAAGGGUAAAACUUUAGAAGAAAUACAACAAAUGUUAUAAAACAGAAAUUAAACAAAAAGGUCUAGGCCUGGAUCUAGAAAAAAAGUUGAUUAAUAGCAAGCCGAAAAUUUGUUAAUAGCUUAACGGUGUCUAGUCGGACACAACUUGAUGUAUGGGAACACUGGAAGAGGGGAAGUUUUAAUUGUGGAACAGGUUAAAAAUUUGGAACGUCAUACUACGAAAACGUCCUAUGUAUUGUGUCGGACAGAACUUCCAAUUGAUUUGUUACCCUUUUCUUUAAACUCUCAUGCAAAAAUCAGACUGCUAUUUAUCACCAACAUAAUUCCUGUCAUUUGACAUGUUCCACGUGUCGGACUUAUUAAAAUGCCCAGUUGGUGAUAAAUAUUGGUCUGAUUUUUGCAUGAGAGUUUAAUGAAAGGGCAACAUAUCAAUUGGAAGUUCUGUCCGACAAAAUACAUGAAACGUUUUCGUAGUAUGACGUUCCAAAUUUUUAACCUGUUCCACAAUUAAAACUUCCCGUGUUCCAGCUUUCCCAUACAUCAAAAUGUGUCCGACUAGACACCGUUAAGCUAUUAAAAAAAUUUCAGCUAGCUAUUAAUCAACUUUUUUUUGGUACGCGUGAUCCAGGCCUAGUCGUUUUUUAAUAUAUUUUACAAAGAAGAAAAAAUAAUGAAGCAAGUUUGAAAAUAAAAAUGAAUGAAAAUUUAGUUUAUAUUGUGAGACCACUCCCUUACGAAAAAAAUUCUGAUGCGGUUUCUUUACUGAUUCCUCUUACAAAAUGUCUGUAAGUCUGUAAAGUGUGUAAAAUAUUGUUUAUAUAUAAUUUUAAAUAAAUUCCAGAGUUUAACUUU